CGCAGCUCAGAAUGCGCCGAGCACGCGCUCCCCGUCGACUGGAGUCGAAAAGAUGGUGGCCAGCGCUCGAGUGCAGAAGCUCCUCCGACGAUACAAACUCGCGAUUGCCGCCGCAUUAACCAUCCUCCUGAUCCAAGGGCUGGUAGUAUGGAGUCUGAGAAGUCUGGAGGAGGGCGAGGGAGAGAGAAAAACACGACGGUCUAAGCUGCCUGACCACAACAGCCAGGAUCCCAAGAGAGACAUAGCACUUUGGGACAAACAAAACUCUUUGUCAGGGAGAAACAGGGGCAGAUGGAACACCAGGUUGGAGAGGACAGGGGGCACCGCAUCCAGUUCGCUUAGAGGAGGAACAAACCGGCGAGGAGGAAAGCCCAACCUCAGGAUGAAGUCUCCCCAGGAGCGGGGGAUGAUGGAGGCUGGAAUGGAAGGUGUGGUCCCCCAUGACUUGUCCAGCAGCCGCAACUUCAGUGACACCCGAGUAGGCAAUGAUGGGGCGGCCAGGCUUCCUGCUGCCGCCAUACCAGGGGAGCCAGGCAGCGUGGAUGGCGCACACCAAGCCCCCAGCAGUGACUUUGUGCCUAAAUGUGAUAUCGUAGGCAAGGAUGCUCUGUCUGCCCUCCAUCGUGCCGGGUCACAGCAGUGCCGACAGGAGAUCGCCAACAUCGUGUGCCAGCAUCAGGCUGGUCAGCUCAUGCCGGACGCACUUCCUCAGUUCUGCCCACAGCUCGGUAUAUCAAAUCCAGUUCAGGCUGUUGGCGAGCUAGACAACAGCCUGUCCAAAGUGGAGAACCCUGUCAGGGUGGCUUUUGUUCUGAUGGUCCAUGGUCGUGCCGUACGGCAGCUCAAGCGCCUCAUCAAAGCCAUAUACCACCGUGACCACUACUACUACAUCCAUGUGGACAAGCGGUCCGGCUACAUGCAUCGAGAGGUCCUGCAGAUAGCCCAGCAGUUCCCAAAUGUGCGAGCCACGCCCUGGAGGAUGGUCACCAUCUGGGGUGGUGCCAGCCUGCUGAAGGCCUACCUACGCAGCAUGCAGGACCUGCUCUCCAUGCUGGACUGGAAGUGGGAUUUUUUCAUCAAUCUCAGUGCCACAGACUUCCCCACCAGGACCAAUGAUGAACUGGUGGCUUUCCUUUCGCAGCACAGGGACAAGAACUUCCUCAAGUCACAUGGGAGAGAGAAUGCCCGGUUUAUUAAGAAGCAGGGCCUUGACCGUCUCUUCCACGAGUGCGACAACCACAUGUGGCGCCUCGGCGAACGCAGCAUCCCAGAAGGCCUGGAGGUCUCAGGUGGCUCCGAUUGGUUUGCGCUCACCCGCCGCUUUGUGGAGUACGUCAUCAACUCCCAGGAUGACCUGGUGUCAGGGCUGAAGCAGUUCUAUUCCUACGCUCUGCUCCCCGCUGAGUCUUUCUUCCACACGGUGUUGGGGAACAGUCAUAUGUGUGACACCCUGGUGGACAAUAACCUGCGCGUCACCAACUGGAAUCGCAAGCUGGGCUGUAAAUGCCAGUACAAGCACAUUGUCGACUGGUGCGGCUGCUCCCCCAAUGAUUUCAAACCACAAGACCUCAUCAGGAUUCAGCAAUUGACCCGUCCAACAUUCUUCGCCCGUAAAUUUGAAUCAACAGUGAACCAGGAGGCCAUAGACAUCCUGGACACUCACCUGUAUGGCCAGUACGCCCCGGGCACCAUCGCCAUCAAGGCGUACUGGGAGAGCCUGUUUGAGCAGUUGGAUGGCGUUGGCUCGCUCAGUGACGUGGCUCUCACUGCUUACACUGCUUUCUUUCGCCUGGGCCUGAAGAGUCUGGUGACUACUCAGAGCAAUGUGGAGGCCUGCAGGUUUGAACCAGUAGGCUACCCUCUAUCGGUACACUUGUACUUUUAUGAUGACCGAUUCCAAGGGUACUUGGUGCGUCAGGAAGCGCAGGCGGUGGGGUCAAAGGUCAGGGAGAUGCUGGAGAUAUGGGCAGUGCCUCAGGUCUCCCUUGUCCUCGAGACGAACCUGAAAGAGUUUGAAAGACUCAAGAAUCUGGAAAUCGGCACAGAGUGGGAUCCUAAGGAAAGAAUCUUCCGUAACUUUGGUGGGGUGAUCGGGCCUUUGGAUGAACCCCUGGCAGUCCAGAAGUGGGCCCGUGGUCCCAACCUCACAGCCACUAUUGUGUGGAUUGACCCAGCUCUGGUGGUGGCAACAUCGUACGAUAUCACAGUGGAUGUGGAUGCAGAGUACACCCAGUACAAACCACCGCUACAGCGGCCCCUUCGGCCCGGGACCUGGACAGUACGGGUGUUAAAGCAGUGGGAGCGUGUGGCAGAAGUUCGCUUCCUCGUCAUGCCGCUAACCUUUAAAGACAAGGAACCACUACGCAAAGAAGAGGACAGCUGGUUCCACGCAGGUCCUCCAGGGAACCAGUACCUGGAGCAGAGUUUCCAGCAGCUGAGCUCCAUGCUGAGGCUGCCUCCCCAGGAGCCCGCCAUGCAGGAGGCUCAGCGCAACGCCGAGCUUGUGGGUCAGCCCCUCGAAGCUUGGGUGGACAGCAACGUGAGGACCUUCUGGGUUAUGGGCGACCUGUGCGCCACACAGACUUCCUCCUGCCCAGCAUUGGGACCUUGCUCCAAAACCUCCUGGAGCUCCCUGUCCCCAGACCCCAAGUCUGAACUGGGCCCAGUCAAAAGUGAUGGGCGGAUCAGGUAGCCCUAAGAGGGGAGAGACUGUAGACUUAACCACAUACACAGGAAGGCUGAGGGGAGAGCUGGACCCACACUGGAGAGCUCCAGGAGAACCUGUGUGAACCGGAUGUUGUCCAAGAGGUUGGCUCAGAGCUCAAGGACACAUAAACAAGGACAAGGCAGCUUCCUGCACUGAGGAGCGGAGAUAUUCUUGGUGAAGUGGUAAUACAGACGUAAAAGAGGAGGAAAUGACUGCUGGAAAUUUGCACAUAGACGACUGCAAGCGCCAAGACUUGUGUCAUUGUUUGCUGAAUGGGUACAUGGACACCAGAUGUAUUGCUGUGUUAUUUUGCCGGCACACAGGUUUUCAGUCAGGGUCGGUCCGGGUGGUAAUUUGAAUCGAACCCUCCGCACAUGUUAGAACUCUGUUUUGGCACACGGUUUUCAGUUUUCCUUUGCUUUGAAAGAAUCGGAGAGCAGUUGUCAAAACUCAGCAACAGGCUCCUCGCUGUGCUUCUCUCUUCAUUUCAAGGGAGAGUGGAACCUCUGAAUCAUUAUUGUGCUUAUUUUGAAGCAUUACUAUGUAAGCAUAUGGAGCAGACAGAUGAAGUGCACUUUACUGUAAGACUAUGACGUUACACAGAGGUCACUCGGCUACAGUGUUGAGGAGCAGAAGUUAAAAAAGUCACGGAAAAGGUCAGACCACUUUUUCAUUUCAGUUAGGCUCUAAGACAAAUACCUGCACCGUGACAUUGUACAUUGCACAGACACAUCAGUAAAUACUCAGACUGUAACUUGGAUUAGGAAAAAAUGAGGAAAGAGGGUGAAUGAGGUUCUUAGGUUUUGAUUCUUCUUUUAUUUUUAGUUCCAUUUACUGUGACAUAUCAUUUUUGAACAUGUAAUUUUUUAAUGUAUUUGUUUGUCUGUUAGUUCCCUGAAGUGGCUGUUAAAGUGGUAAAUUGUCUUUAAUGUCCACUGUUGGAAAAAAAGCCACUCUGAGUUGUUUUUGUUUGUUUUGUAUUUUCUGGUCAAAGGAAGUGCCUAGACAGCUGCAGCAACAUGGCUGCAAAUAGUGCGGUUGCAUUCAAAAUUCCUCUGAAAAAGUUGGUCAAACAAUCUCAACUCAAAAACUUUCACAGUUUCUGAACAAUUGGGCAAAUGAUGAUAAGUGGACCUUGAGUUGAGAUUGCUCAAAUCCUCUGAAAUAAUUUAGAGGUGCAAUGAGUUGUCGAUUAAUAGAUUCCUCUAUCAAAAGAAAUCUGCAAAUAUUUUGAUUAUCAAAUAAUCAUUUUGUCGUUUUUCAAGAAAAAAUAUCCAAACUUUUACUGGUUCAAGGCUCUAAAUGUGAGAAUCUUCUUGGUCUUACGUUACGAUAAAUUUGAUAUGUUGGGGUUUUGGACUGUUGGUGGGACAAAAUAAGACAUUUUAGAGUGUCAUCUCUAACUUGAUUAUUUUGUGAUGGGUGUUUUUCACCAUUUUCUGAUGUUUUAGUUACCCAUUGAUUAAUCGAUACAAAGUGAAAAUAUCUGCAUAUUAACUGAUAUAUAAUUGUUAGUUGCAGCUUAAACACAAUUUAGUUUCACUCUUUGGCUCAGUUUAACAAGUUGAGGAGAAUAUGGAUGAAUCUUUAAAGGAAAAAUUUGACAUUUUUGGAAAUAACACUGUCUUACUUUUUUCAAAUGAAAAGAUUAAUACUAAUCUCAUGUCCAUAAGCUAAAUAUGAAGCUACAGCCAGCAGCAUGCUAACUUAGCUUAGCACAAAGACUGGAAGCAAGGGGAAAUAGCUCUUUUCAAAGUAACAGUUAACCCACACAGUAAAUAAAUGUAUUUCCCAGAAUAUUUCCUUUAAAUAUGAAACUUUCAAACCACAAACCUGGUUCAACAUCAUAUGUUAUGUCUCCUGUGUAUCAGUUUAAAUGCAGUAUUGUUACUUCUGUGUGCUCUGUUAGCCUCACUGGUUGGUUUUUCUCAUUUUAAUUUCUUAAGGUGCAUUUCAUUUUCCACAAACCAGAAAAUGGUAAAACGGUACGUGGUCUGUUUUAAGUUUUUAUUGUAGCAUGAUCAAGAGAAUCUAAGCUGCCUUUACUUAGCUGAAAAGAUGAAUUGUUUACUACGGGAUAAUAGCUUCCAGAGAUGUGCAAUUAAUGCCUUUUCAGAGGAUAGUGAACCCCCCUGUCUGUGUCUUAGUUUUCAUUUUUAGAUAAUUUUAUGUGACCUUUUAUGUACUUAAAUAAUAGCUGGCCACCAUCUGAGUUUUCAAGUGACCUUGUUUACCUUGCACAGUACAGCUGCUUCAGUGAAGCCCCAGUUAUAGUGAGAUAAGAGAUCAGAGCAAUCGGCGUAACAGAUGUUAUUUUUCUACACUGUUUGAGAGGAAGUGUGUGUGUGUGUGUUGUCCGUUCAUCUCCAGCGCUCUGUUAAACUAUUAAAAACUGCUGACUACUCAUGUUGUUUUUGACAGUCCACCUGUUCGGUGUCAUUUGAAGCAGACCCUUUGUUUUGUUUGUUUGUUUUUUGUGGGGGGGGGGUUGUUGAGGUUUCCGUCCGUGCUGCUGUGAUAACCAGCAGCAGUUCGGUGGCUGGUGAGUCAUCCUGGGCUCUGUGGAUCAUAUCUGAGUAGUGAACUGUAGCCUGUCACUGUAUGCCUCUGGAAAAGCUCAUAGGAAAGACAUCCUGACUGAUGACUCAAUAAAAAACACUUAGAUGAA
Lates calcarifer (barramundi perch) is the source of this 5375-nucleotide messenger RNA. It is a transcript of the gene xylt2, whose product is annotated as xylosyltransferase II. The transcript has 11 exons. The coding region runs from base 53 to 2692 and encodes 879 amino acids. The record is from RefSeq and is a predicted model, not a curated record. Gene Ontology annotation, biological process: heparan sulfate proteoglycan biosynthetic process; chondroitin sulfate proteoglycan biosynthetic process. Gene Ontology annotation, cellular component: membrane. Lineage: Eukaryota; Metazoa; Chordata; Actinopteri; Centropomidae. Gene Ontology annotation, molecular function: protein xylosyltransferase activity.